AGUAAAUUUUAAUGCAAUAUUUGAGUAUUCUAAAAUUAAGUAGAGUGGUGGACAUUAUUUAUACAAAUGUUUAAUAGCGAUCACAAGAAAGACAGUCUUGAUUAUCUUUACAUAUACAAGUAAUGAGUUUGAAACUGAUAUGACUUAUGUAAUACACUAGUACAAGUUAACCUAUCUAUAGUCAAGUAACAGACUUUUAGUAAAACAAUAAAACACUUAAAAUGUCAUCAAAAAAGUGGUUAGUAAUUGGUAUUACCGGGGCCACGUGCAGUGGAAAAACGACGUUAGCUAAUCGGCUACAAAAAGAAUUAAAAAAUUCAAUAAUAGUACACCAAGAUAACUAUUUCUGGCCGAUAGAUGAUCCACGACAUGUAAAGAUACCGAAGCUUAAUCAUUUAAAUUGGGAAUUAAUGUCUAGUAUGGACAUGGAUAAAAUGCGAUCAGACAUUUUAAAAUUAAUUGAAUUUUCACCGAAUGACGUUAACUCAAUAGAAAAAAAUUGUGAAAGAGUUUUAAUUAUAGAUGGGUAUUUACUUUUUAAAUGUAAGGUUAUUACAAAUUUAUGCGAUAUUAAAUAUUUUUUCACGGUACCUAAAGAAAUCUCUAAGGAAAGAAGGGAAAAAAGAGAGUACGAGCCACGAGAUGUUCCGGGAUACUUUGAAGAAUACGUAUGGCCAGAAUAUUUGAAAUAUAAAGACGAAAUAAUGAAAGAUAAAAAUUUAUGUAAAACGAUAACAUUCAUCGAUGGAUCGAAAGAUUCCGAAGAAAUAUUUCAAAUGAUUUUCCCGCGAAUAAAACAAAUGUUAUCUUGAUGUUUUUAAAAAAUUUGUUAUACGUUCCAAAAUGCUGAAUAAAAGGUUUAAUUAAUAUUCUAA
Molecule: messenger RNA, 875 nt
Organism: Osmia bicornis bicornis
Lineage: Eukaryota; Metazoa; Arthropoda; Insecta; Hymenoptera; Megachilidae
Product: nicotinamide riboside kinase 1
Exons: 2
Coding region: 222-812 (196 amino acids)
Cellular component (GO): cytoplasm; nucleolus
Molecular function (GO): enzyme binding
Source: RefSeq, a predicted model, not a curated record